AUGCCUUUACUCACCCAUGCCUUGCGUUCUCUAUACGCAGCCGGGGAGGGAGGUGCCUCUCCGCUCGCCCGUCGCUGGGAGUUCCGUGAAGAGUCUCCCCUGGUUGGCAGUGACCAUUCGUUAUUCAUUGCCAUGGGUGUCAUUGCUCUCUGUUCAUUGUGUUCCACGAUAGGCCUCUUGUCAUUCCUUACUUAUCGAUUUAUCAACUGGAGGCAGUACUACAAGCAACCACUUGCAAAGAACCAAUACGUCGUUCUCAUUUACAAUCUUUUACUUAUCGACAUGCAACAGGCCAUUGGCUUCACCAUGAGUCUAUAUUGGGCAACGCGCCGGAGUGUGCACUUUGGCGAAGCAGCGUGCUACCUGCAAGGAUGGUGGAUUCAAACUGGUGAUGCUGGCAGUGGUCUCUUCGUCCUGGCUAUUGCACUCCAUACCGGAGCUAUUGUUCUCCGUGGACGCCAGCUUGACUUCAAGACCUUUGUAUGCGGUGUAAUUGGAUUAUGGGUCUUUAUUCUGAUCCUGGGAUUCAUUCCAGUGGGACUCUACGGACACGAGUCCUUUGUCAUCUCAGAGGCCAAUUGGUGCUGGCUUAGUCCUCGAAAUGAGGACGAACGCCUCUGGGGUCACUAUCUGUGGAUUUUUAUCUCCGAAUUCGGAACUGUGGUGUUAUAUGCCGCCAUGUUCUUCUACCUCCGCCGUCGUAUGCAGCAGGCUCAGAUGCUGCGCACCAGCCAACAAGAAAGUCUGCGCCGAUUGAACCGUGUCGUCUUCUAUAUGGUUGUCUACCCGCUCCUCUACCUGAUUCUUUCCUUGCCACUCGCAGCUGGCCGUAUGUCCACAGCCCGUGGCGAUCCACCCAGCAAGACCUACUUCGGUGUUGCUGGCUGCCUAAUGGCCCUGUCUGGAUUUAUGGAUGUUAUGGUCUACACUCUCACUCGUCGCCACCUUAUUAUCGACACCGAGCACACGGACAGCGACCGUGUGUACUACAAUGGCACCGACUCGCAAUGGCAGACCAACAUUACCACCAAUGCUAGCUACUCUCGCAAGGGAUUCCGCAUGGGUUCUUCUCGAAUUGGCUCGAAGGUGCGCCCUGCUGGGCACAAGGAAAAGGACCGCCUCAGCCCCUUCGAGGGCUCGACGGAGAACAUCGUCCCCAAGGAUGAUGUGGAGUUGUCGAAUUUCUAUGGUGUGUACCAACAGACUACGAUUGAGAUCUCGCACGAGCCUGCACCGGCCGUGGAGGUGGAUAACCGUGAACACAGCGCCCGCCGGGACAGCUAG
This is a messenger RNA of Penicillium chermesinum, 1284 nucleotides long. RefSeq names its product protein gprD (gene gprD). Gene Ontology annotation, biological process: adenylate cyclase-activating G protein-coupled receptor signaling pathway. The record is from RefSeq and is a predicted model, not a curated record. NCBI's taxonomy places the organism in Eukaryota, Fungi, Ascomycota, Eurotiomycetes, Eurotiales, Aspergillaceae. Gene Ontology annotation, molecular function: G protein-coupled receptor activity. Gene Ontology annotation, cellular component: plasma membrane. The transcript is spliced from 2 exons. Bases 1 to 1284 code for a protein of 427 amino acids.